CUGCCGGCGCGCUACGGGGCUGCCGGCGCGCUACGGGGCUGCCGGCGCGUCAGUGCUCUGGGCUAAGGUAGCUGGGGCCGAGUUGGGGGGCGGGACGUGCGGCGCUAUGGCCGAGGGCAGCGGGGAAGUAGUAGCAGUGCCCGCCACCGGGGCUGCCAACGGCCUCAACAAUGGGGCCAGCGGGCCCUCGGCGCAGACUAACAACCCGCUAUCGCGGAAACUGCGUAAAAUCCUGGACACACGGCUGGACAACGACAAGGAGAUGUUGGAAGCUCUCAAGGCACUCUCAACCUUUUUUGUUGAAAAUAGUUUGCGCACUCGAAGAAAUUUACGUGGAGAUAUUGAACGCAGAAGUUUAGCCAUCAAUGAAGAGUUUGUAAGCAUUUUCAAGGAAGUGAAGGAAGAACUUGAAAGCAUACAUGAAGAUGUUCAGGCAAUGAACAGCUGUUGUCAAGAUAUGACAUGUCGCCUACAGGCAGCAAAGGAACAGACUCAAGAUUUAAUAAUAAAAACCACUAAGCUUCAAGCUGAAAGUCAAACAUUAGAAAUAAGAGCGCAAGUUGCAGAUGCCUUCUUAUCCAAGUUCCAGCUGACUUCUGACGAAAUGAGUCUUCUCCGAGGUACAAGAGAAGGACCUAUCACUGAGGAUUUUUUCAAGGCAUUGGGAAGAGUAAAACAGAUUCAUAAUGAUGUCAAAGUUCUCUUGCGUACAAACCAACAAACAGCAGGUUUAGAAAUUAUGGAACAGAUGGCCUUGCUUCAAGAAACAUCUUAUGAAAGACUUUACCGGUGGGCUCAAAGUGAAUGCAGAGCAUUGACACAAGAAUCAUGUGACAUAUCUCCAGUACUGACUCAGGCAAUGGAAGCCCUGCAGGAUAGACCUGUCUUAUAUAAGUAUACCUUAGAUGAGUUUGGAACAGCUAGAAGAAGUACAGUUGUUCGUGGAUUUAUCGAUGCUCUUACAAGAGGGGGCCCAGGAGGUACACCUAGACCCAUUGAAAUGCACUCCCAUGACCCUUUGAGAUAUGUAGGAGAUAUGUUGGCUUGGCUCCAUCAGGCUACUGCUUCUGAAAAAGAACACCUUGAAGCUCUCUUAAAGCAUGUAACUACACAAGGUGUUGAAGAAAAUAUUCAGGAAGUUGUUGGACAUAUUACUGAGGGUGUGUGCAGGCCCCUAAAGGUUCGAAUUGAACAAGUAAUAGUUGCUGAACCUGGGGCAGUUUUAUUAUAUAAAAUUUCUAACCUCCUCAAAUUUUAUCACCAUACUAUCAGUGGCAUUGUUGGAAAUAGUGCAACUACAUUGUUGACUACCAUUGAAGAAAUGCAUUUGCUGAGCAAAAAAAUAUUCUUCAGUAGCUUGAGUCUUCAUGCCAGCAAAUUAAUGGACAAGGUUGAACUCCCACCACCUGAUCUUGGACCAAGUUCUGCAUUAAAUCAGACACUCAUGUUGUUGCGUGAAGUUUUGGCAUCUCACGAUUCUUCAGUUGUACCAUUAGAUGCCCGUCAGGCCGACUUUGUGCAGGUUUUAUCAUGUGUCUUGGAUCCUCUCCUCCAGAUGUGUACUGUAUCAGCCAGCAAUUUAGGCACAGCUGACAUGGCCACCUUCAUGGUCAAUUCACUGUAUAUGAUGAAGACAACAUUAGCUCUAUUUGAAUUCACCGACAGACGUCUGGAAAUGCUACAGUUCCAGAUUGAAGCACAUUUGGACACACUUAUAAAUGAGCAAGCUUCUUAUGUUUUAACUAGAGCAGGCGUGAGUUAUAUCUAUAACACCAUACAGCAACAUAAACCCGAACAGGGCCCUUUAGCUAAUUUUCCCAACCUAGAUUCUGUGGCACUGAAGGCUGCAAUGGUUCAGUUUGAUCGCUAUUUGUCAGCCCCAGACAACCUGUUAAUGCCACAGCUGAACUUUCUUCUAAGUGCCACAGUGAAAGAGCAGAUCAUAAAACAGUCUACAGAAUUAGUCUGCAGAGCCUAUGGUGAAGUGUAUGCAGCUGUGAUGAAUCCAGUCAAUGAAUACAAAGAUCCAGAGAGCAUUCUACACCGAUCGCCGCAGCAAGUGCAGACACUUCUCUCCUGAUUGUCUUAGAAUGUGUUAGCAAAACAUUGCAUUCCUAAAAUACUGAAGGUUUUCUUGGUUUUUAGUCUGUUAAUCUUUACUUUGAAAUUUGAUGGUUACAGUUUUCUUUGUAUCAUAAGAAUGCAGCUCCCAAUAAUUGCUUUGCUUUGGUCACAGUAAAGUGAAAGUAAGUAACACGUGUUGACCUGAGUUGGCAUUGCUCUGUGUCUGCACUCCACGUCUCUCCAGCUCUGCAGUUCCCCUCAAUUCUGGAAUAUAAAUAUGUGGGAAAAGAGUAGUAUGAGAGGUUUGAGGGAUUUUUCUUUUUUACAAGAUUAGUUCUAAAUUAACUGUACAUUAAAAAAUUAUCUAAACUUAGGAAUUAGUUUGAAGAUAGGACCUAAUAAAUAUCUCUUUACUUAAAGAUUCAUUUGCUUUUUUGCUAGAUAUUGUGAGUAGGUAUACUUAAACUGAGGAGCAGAAAUGUGCAUUCAGCAAAAAUAGGAAAAGAGAGAAGUAAUUUAAAGGUGGCUUCUACUCUGUGUCUGCCCUAGACUGAAUUCAAGGCGAAGUUCGGCACUUCAUAUGGGAUGUAGGCAUCCUGUGCUGCAUGUAAAUCUAGUGUCUAAAAAAGAAUACUUGUGGUACAAUGCGGACUCUAACUUCAACACACUUUGGUGUUCAAACCAAAGAAAUAAGGUAUACUCUAACCCUGCAGGAAAAAGGCCAGAGUAGCGAUUGCUAAUUGACGUUAUGUCUAGCCUUAUGGUGGCCCCUUGUUUGGGCUCUGACUUUAGAACCGUACCAAGAGUAAGAUUCAAAAUCACUGUUUUUGUUUUUGUUUUUUAAAAAAAAAAAUCUAAAUGUGUUUGAUGUGACUUGACUUUGACUUUGUUGGUAAGACUUUGAGGACAGAUUUUUAUUAGCAAAAUAUCUUAAUUUCUGGGCUUCCCUGGUGGUGCAGUGUUUGGGAGUCCGCCUGCCGAUGCAGGGGACACGGGUUCGUGCCCCGGUCCGGGAAGAUCCCACAUGCCGCGGAGCGGCUGGGCCCGUGAACCAUGGCCGCUGAGCCUGCGAGUCCGGAGCCUGUGCUCCGCAACGGGGGAGGCCACAACAGUGAGAGGCCUGCGUACCGCAAAAAAAAAAAAAAAUCUUAAUUUCUGGUAAAUCCAUAAAAUGAGCUAAGUCUCUAAAUUAUAUGCGAGAAAAUGAGACAUAAGGAAAAAAUUGACUAGGUUAAAAUAUUUUGAAAACUAGUAAGAUAAAAUUACUAUUUAUAUAGCAAAUACAGAAUAUAUAACAAAUUAGUAUUUACAGAACAUGGUGUGUUCAUCUAUCUGAAAUAUGAUUUUUUUGGAGCAAGAGUGAUUGAUUAUAUAUCAUCUCUUUUGGUAUUUAAUCUGUAUUUUUAGUCUUUUUCCUUCAAUGAGUAUAUGUGAUAUAUAAAAGAUAGAAAAUAAAGUAUGAUAUAAAUCAAGAGCUUAAAUUUUAUAUAAUUUAUAUCUACUGUGAGAAAAGAUUGCUUACUUACCAUUAGUGAAUUCCUUUGAUUUCUAGGAAAAAAGUAUAGUUUUUUACUUAAUUUUUUCAAAUAAAAUAUUAAACUGUUUUUAGAGUAGCAAUCAUUGCAGUAUUUUUAUACAUUGCAUCAGUGUGUUUUUAGAAAAUAUGCUAAUAGGAAAGAAAAUACAAUAUAGGGCCAAAUUGAGAUAAGCAAUGGAAGAUUGAUGAGCAGAAUGUGGUAUCAGUGUGAUCUUGAAAACUUAAUUAAAAUAAAUGAUUGUAAGUGUUAAUUCAUUAGCUUAACACUGCAUUUGCUAUUUACUUCGUAGUUUGCAUCUUGAACUGUUUUGAGAUGGCGUAAGUAUAACCUUAGGUAAUGCGUGUCAGCCUUUCCUUCAGAGAGAAAAGGUAUUUGCCUGACCAAAACCCUCUCUGGUUGGACGUUUCCAUUUCUUUCUUUGUGCUUGUACUUGGAACAGGUGAAUGUUAUCUGAGAAAAAUCACACAAAUAGACUGAUUGACUUUUUAAAUUCAUGAUCACAGUCUUCAAAUGGCACUCAAUAUUGCUUUGUAGUUCUACUCUGUCUCUGGUAAACUCACCUCCCCACUUUUCAAGAUGACUUUUCCACCCUCACUUAGUUAAUGACCUUCAUAAUUCAUUGAGAAAACAGCUGGUAGGCUAAUCUCCUGCAUUUUUCUACCCUCAUAUAUUGCACUCAUCUUCAUCUUUCCUCCUUUUGUGCUGGAGACAGUGUCCCUCUUCCUGUGACAGACUGUUCCCUUCCUCUGGACUCUGGAUUCCAUUCUCUCACCUUCUCAGAGACGUUUCUGAGUUAUCCCUCUCUUUUGCUUCAGCAACUUGUGACUUCUCUGUAGGAUUAUUCUCGACAGCAUACACAGUGCUCUAGUGUUGAUAGUAUUUUUUAAAACUUUCCACCUCCCAGAUCCUCACACCUCCAUUUCUCUGCUGCUUUUUUUAAUGAUCGUCUAUGCAUGCUGUCUUAAAUUUCUGCUGCCGUUAUGUCUUAAAUUAGCCCCAUAUGGCUUCAGCAUCACCACUACAACACGACUAACCCUGAUGAGCUCUCCAUAGUAUUAUAUGUUGUCAAAUCCAAUGGAUUCUUCUCAUUCCUUAUUUUAUUAAACUUUCAAUAGCAUUCCACACACUUAUGUCUGAAAUACUAUACUUCCUAGGCUUUCACAGCACAACUUUCUGCUAGUUUUCCUUCCAGUUCAUUAGCCAAACCCCUCUCAACCUCCUUCCCUGGUUCUUUUGCCUCUUUGUGACCUUUAAAAGUUCGCAUACUCUAGGGCUUGAUCCUCAAUUUUUUUCCCUUGCCUUAGGAGUUUUUUAUUAUCUCACUACAGCCUGGCCUUUUCUGACUGCUAUUAGCUCACGUCCUUAGGUCUAUCCAUAUAGUGGAAUACUCUACAGUAGUGAAAAAUGAAGUAAUUUCCAAAUACAUAAUGUCGAACAAAAAAAAAAUUACAGAAUAAUAUAGUAUGAGUCCAUUUAUAGAAUUAAAAAAAGAUAAAACAAAUUUAUACAUUCAUGGAUACACAUAUGGUAAAGCUAUAAGGAAAUAUAGGAAAUGAUGUGGAAUUCAAGAUUAUCUCACAGGAUCUUUAGAAGUUACUAAUGUUCUGUUCUUACAAUGGAGUGUUGGUAUAUGUAUAUUCAUUUUGUUAGUUUCUAAAAUUUACAUAUAUGUGACGUGAACUCUUGUCUAUAUAUUCCACAAUUUUAAAAAGAGUUUUAAAAAAUUGUUUAACACGGCCUGGGAUAAAGUUAGAACUCAGUAUGUGUUAGCUAAUAUUUUUCAUUGUGCUUGUUAUUAAACACAUUUAUUAAGUCCCAACUGGGGCAGGCUCUGUGAUAAGCAACAAGGUUUUAAAAGACCACUAAAAUGUGCUUCUGUCAUUGAAUUCCCUGUCUUGCACAGAUAUCACAUGUAUUAUAAGUAGACACAAUGCAGUUUGAUAGGGCGUUUGUGCAUGUAGGUAAGAGGAAAAAAUGAACUAACAUCAUUUUUUAUGAAAGCCACAUGUAUGUACUUGGAGUUGAAGAGGCUGAGAGCAUAGAAAAGAAAGUUUUAAAACACAACCAUACAUUUUAAAUUCUUUGAUGAUCAUAAUGACUGGGUUACAUUAAUUAGCUAUUUGAUUAAGAUGCAAAAUUGUCUUACAGGUUGGGGACAUCAACAAAAACAUUGGAUUAAGGAAUUCCAAAAUUCUGCCUCUCCCUAAAAGAAACAAUAAAACUGGCCUUCAAAAACUGUCAAGAUCAACUUUUUCAGAACGCUAGAAACCAACUAAAAGCUAAUAGCAGUUAGAUUGUGCUUAUUAAAAAACUAAGCAAAACAAGCUGAGUCUCGGCAUGCUUUGUGGUAUUUUAACUUAGGCUAGUCCUAUGCUUUGCUCCCAAACUCAGCAAUAGCCUUGAAAAUAGCAUCCCACGCUUCCUAGUACUGGAGAAAGCAGAAUGGACCAGGUUUGCAAAGAUUGUCCUUACUUGACAUGUCUCGUGCCUCCCUGGGAGACCCAUUUGAAAAGCUUAUUUUUCUCUUGCCUAACUUGGAACUUGCCCAGGGCUAAAGCCACUACCCAGGGGGAGGGGCCAGUUGAGGGGAGGGGCCAGUUGAGGGGAGGACACUUCUCUGCUGCCUGAAGUUAGGACAAAUGGUAGACUAAGGUAAAAGCUUGGGAAGAAAAGUUAGAAAUGAAAUAAUAAGGGUUUUGAAACACUCUGACAUAUUCUUGGCAAUCUAGAAAUCUAGUGCACAUGUCUAGCACUGUGCAUGCUCAAGAAGGACCAGAAAGACCCUAAGCACUCACCUCUGGGUAACCUUGAGGCUUUGUGGAAGCAGAAAGUGAAGGCUGAAGCAAAGUUAGGAGCUACCUGGCUGAAUGUUGAAGGAAUGCCCCAACUCUCACACACAACAUCUCAGCAAAGACUGGGAGUUUUUUUGGUUCCAGACAUUGAAAUAUCUGUCCAGUUAUUAGCUGACAACUAAGCUAAUGGACCACUUUAACUGGUCACGCACAACAAAGAAUAUAGAUUUUACAAAAUUAGUUCAGGAAGGUCACUGAAACAUGCAAUAACAACCACGAAAGGCACCAACAGCAGACUCUGAGGGAUGGGGUGAGAAAAUCUGAUUUCCCAACAGAAUGGGCACAUCAUAAUAUUAAAAAUGCUCAUGCUUCAAGAAGAAAAAAGCAAGGUGCUCAAAGUAUGGCCAAUACACAGAAGGAAAAAAAAAACAGUCAAUAGAAGCUGUCCCUGAGUAAGCCCAGAUGUUGGACUUACUAGGCAAAAGACUUUAAAACAUCUCUUCUAAAUAUGUUCAAGGGCUGAAAGUAAGUAUGAGAACAAUAUCUUACCAAAUACAGAAUAUCAAUAAAGAGGUAGAAAUUUCAAAAAGGAUGUUUUUAUAGUUAUAAAUUUAUAAUCAUAAAAAUAAUUUAGUUAUAAUUUUAUAAAAAUUACAGAAAAGAAACUUCUGCAGUUGAAAAGUGUAUUAACUGAAAUGAAAAAUUCACUAUAGGAGUUCAUCAGAUUUGAGCAGGCAGAAAAAAGUAUCAGCAAACUUGAAGAUAGGUCAAUUGAGAUUAUCCAGUCUGAGGAACAGAAAGAAAAGAAUGAAAGAGAAUGAACAGAACCUCAGAGACCUUUGGGAUAUUAUCAACAAUAUUCACACAAUGGGAGUCUCAGAAAGAAAAAAUAGGGAGAAAAGGACCAAAAGAAUAUUUGAAGAAAUAUUGGCAGGAAACUUUACAAAUUCGAUGAAAACCUUAACAUACACACUCAAAUUCACCAAGCUCUAUUGUAGGAUAAAUUCAAAGAAAUACACCAAGACACAUCACAAUCAAACUAUCAAAAGGCAAAGACCAAGAAGGAAUCUUGAAAGCAAGAGAACUCAUCAUUUGCAAGUGAUCCCCAAUAACACCUGAUUUCUCAUCAGAAACCACAGAGGCCAGAAAGCACUGGAUGACAUAUUCAAAAUGGUGGAAGAGCAGCUGUUAGAAUUCUAUAUCCAGCAAAACUGUGAAAAUAUAGGAGAAAGUAAGACAGUCUAAGAUAAAAAACAAUCAUACCAUACAUGAAUGUUUAAGGGUUCUUGAGGCUGAAAUGAAAGGGUACUAGACAGUAACUCAAAUUAGCAAAGAAAUAAAGAAUAGCAAGGAAAUACAAUAUAUGGGCAACCCUAUAAACCAACUAGAUUUAAUAGACAUCUACAGAACACCCCAUCCAGCAACAGAGUAUACAGCCCUCUCAUGGGCACAUGCUGAAUUAUCUAAGACCACAUGUUAGACCACAAUACAAGUCUCAGUAAAUUUAAAAAGAUUAAAGUGUGUUCUCCAGCCACAAUGACAUGAAAUUAGAAAUCAAUAACAAAAGGAAAUUUUGAAAAUGAAUAUGUGGAAAUUAAAUAGCAUACUCUUAAAUAACCAAUGGGUCAAAGAAGAAAUAGGGAAAUUAGAGAAAACUUCGAGAUAAAAGUUUCGUAUUAAACAGCAUAUCAAUUCUUAUGGGAUACAGCAAAAACAGUGCUCAGAGGGAAAUUUAUAGACUACAUUAAAGAAAGAUAAAUUUAAAACCUACCUUUAUACCUUAAAAAACUAGGAAAAGAAAAGCAAACAACUGAAAGCAAGAAGAAGGAAAUAGUAAAGAUUAUAGCAGACAGAAAAAAUAUAGAAUAGAGAAGUAACUUAUUUCAGCAAAUGGAUGUGCUAACCAUUCUGUAAUGCAUGUACAGAUGUGUUUGAGUACACAUGUAAAAAAGAUGUUUCAAAAAUUGUUUCUUACACAGCAUGUUGAAAAGAGUGUUAUUUCUGAGAAUGUAUGGGCUGACCAUUGUGUAAUGCAUGCAGACAGGUGUUUAAAGACAUGUAAGAAGAAGUUUCUAGGAGUGCUCCCUGCUCAUUGUGUUAAGAAUAAUGUUAUUUCAGUUACUGGAUGUGCUGACCAUUCAGUAUUGCAUGUAGAGAGGUGUUUAUAUAUUUAAAAAUAUAAAAUAGGAAAAUACAGAACAGAAAAGUUGGUUUUUUGAAAAAAUUUUUUAAAAAAUUGACUACCCUUUAGCUGGACAAAGAAAAAAAAGACAAAAUUACUAAAAUCAGAUAUGAAAAGAAGGGACAUUACUACCUCACAAAAAUAAAAAUGAUAACAAUACUACAAAUAAAUACAUGUCAACAGAUAAUAUAGAUGAAAUGGACAAAUAUUAAAAAAACAAACUAAACUGACUCAGAAAGAAAUAGAAAAUCUGAAUAGACCUAUAGCAAAGAGACUGAGUCAAUAAUAAAAACACUUCUAAUUUUUAAAAAAGCCCAGGACUAGAUGUCUUCACUGGUGAAUUCUACCAAAUGUUUGAAGGAUUAACACUAAUUCUUAUCAAAUUCUUCCAAAAAAUAGAAGAGCAGGGAGCACAUCCUAACAUAUUCUAUGAGCCCAGUAUUUGUUAUUGGUAUGACGAAGCCAGAAAAGGCACCACAAGAAAACUACAGACCAAUAUCCUUUGUGAAUAUUGACACAAAAUCCUUAACAAAAUACUAGCGAACAGAAUCUAGCAACAUAUUAAAGGGUUAUAUACUAUGAUUAAGUGGAUUUAUUCCAGAUGCAAGGUCAGUUUAACAUGAAAGUUAGUCAAUGUACUAUACCAUAUUAAUAGAAUAAAUGAAGAAAAAAAUGCAUGAUCACCUCAACAGAUGCAGGAAAAUCUAACACCCUUUCAUGCUAAAAUAAAGAAACACUCAACAAGCCAGGAAUAGAAGAGAAUUUCUUCAACUGAAAGGACAUUUAUGAAAAACACACUGCUAACAUUGUACUUAGUGAUGAAAAACUGAAGACUGCCCCCUGCCAAGAUUAUGAACAAGAUAAAGAUGUACACUCUUGCCACUUCUAUUCCACAUUAUACCAGAAAUUCUAGCAGAGCAAUUAGGUAAGAAAAAAUUAAUUAAAGGCACACAAAUUGAAAAGGAAGAAGAAACCCUAUGUUUAUUUGCUGAUGAUUAUAGUCUAUAUAUAUUUUUUAUAUAUAUAUAUAAUACUAAAGAACAAAACUCAAAACUAUAAGAAUAAACAAUGUAGCAACAUUGCAGUAUACAAGAUCAGUAUGCAAAAGUCUGUUGUAUUUCUAAACAUUAGCAGUGAACAAUCUGAAAAUUAAAAAAACAAUUCCAUUUAUGGUAGCACCACAAAGGAUAAAAUACUUAGUAGAUUUAACCAAGGAAGUGAAAUACUUUUCCACUGAAAACUACAAUACCCUAUUGAAAGAAAUUAAAGGUGCCCUAAAUAAAUGGAAAGACAUUUCAUGUUCACGGAUUGGAAGACUAAAGAUUGUUAAGAUGGCAGUAUUCCCCAAAUUGAUCUAUAGAUUCAAUGCAACCUCUAUCAAAAUUCCAUCUGCCUUUUUGUGUUCCAGAAAUAGACAGGCUGAUUCUAAAAUUCAUAUGGCCAUACGAGGGACCUUGAAUAGCCAAAACAAUCUUGAAUCUUCCCAGUUUCAAAACUUGUUACAAUGCCACAGUAAUCGAAACAGUGUGAUAGAAGCAUAAGGAUAGACAUAUAGUUCAGUGGAACAAUUUAGAGUUCAGAAAUAGAUCCAUGCAUCCAUCAUCAACUGAUUUUUUACAAGGCUGCCAAGACCAUUCAAUGGGGAAAGAACAGUCUUUUUAACAAAUGGCACUGGAACAACUGGAAAACCACAUGGAAAAGAUUGAAGCUGGACCUAUAUCUCAUACCAUAUCCAAAAAUCAACUCAAAAUCAAAGAUCUAAAUGUAAAAGCUAAAAACUAAAACUCUGAGAAGGAAACAUAGGUGUAAAUCUUUGUGGCCUUGUAUUAAGCAACAAGUUUUCGUCUUUUAUACAAUAAUGGAUUUUUAAAUAAAAAUACAAGUAAAAGGUAGAGUCACAUAAUAAUGUUGAAUACUUGCAGUAGGUCAGUUUAUUCUUCCUAUUAGUUAAAUAUGCUGUUAACAAUUAUAAAUAGAUAGGCCUACAUAUGGUUACUUUUGGGCUAUAGUUGUAUUUAAGCACAACUAUUUGGAAAAUACAUACUUAUUCCUCCUCAGAGAGAAUGUGCUUUUGGAAAUGGAUAAUAUAAUUAUGUAUUUUUAUGGAUCCAAAUAUAAAACUACCAUAAAUUGGCUAUGAAAUGAAUGUAAUAAUCAUAUUAAUAACGGCAUGCCAGCCUAUCAAAUUCAACUAACAUUAAUGCCAGUGAAUAUUAAAAGAUAAAAACUUUCCUAGCACUGAUAAUGUAAUAAGUAAAAAUAAAUUGUACUAAGUUUAUAAAAAUGAGAUGAAUUGGGGAAAAAUUUUGAUAGGGCCAAAAAUAUCCAUAUGAAAUAUUUGCUUGCUCUGAGGGGAUAUAUCAUUUUUUGACAAAGUGUUUUGUCAUUGUGUAUUUUAAACAGGGAAAGUCCAAGCCAAUCUAGAGUUUUCAAAGUUUAUAGCUUGGCCACCAGGAAAUUAAUGUACUUGAGUAUGCUCUUUAUUUCCAUUAAUGUCAAGAUCUGAAAUUCCCCUGGAACAAGCAUUAGUUUUUUGCCCACUAACUGCAGAAUGACAAGGAGCAAGAGUGAUUUUCCUUAUGCAAGCCAUCAUCAAAAGUUGGGUCUCCUGUGUAGAGCCCAGCCUUUCUACGGGUGUCAUAUGUAUGAGCCUAGUCUGCAGGAUUCAGACAAGAGCUGGCUACUGUUGCUAGGCAGGCCUCUGAUGGAACAUAAAAUGGUAAUGGGGAUUGAGCUGAGGUAGAAAAAUGCACUUGCCUUAGAUGCCGCGUCUCAAAAAGGAAACCAAAGAUUUGAUUAAUAUUCCACAGACUUGUAAUAUGUAUUUAAUAGCAGAUCAGGAAUCUUUCUUGCUUAACAGCUGUAUUAGUUCCUUUUCAUAAACAAAGAUGUAAGCAAAGCAAGCAUUCGAAAGCCAAAAGGCUGUCGUUAAAAACAAAAGUCAACAACAAAAAGAAAAACAUCAAGGUACCCUGCUUUUAUUCUGCAUCUUACAAAGAAGAAAAUCACUUAUCCACUGAGUAGUAACAGGUUAAGGUAAUGAAUCAUACAAUAUUAAACCAUGAUGGAAUUUGCAGAAACCAAAAAUGUGCAAAUUCACUCUUAUGAUUUCCCGAAAGACGCUCUUUUUGCAAGUGGUAAAUCAUUAGCAGUGGUGUUGCUCUUGGUAACCGCAGGUCCUGAGGGAUGGUGCAGAAUUAGUAUUGCUUCCUACUUUCUGUGUGUCAUCAUGGUGGGGUGAGGCUAGUGCCAUCUCUGUCAUAUAUCUAAUUUCCACAUAUGUGGAUACAUUUCUGGAUCUUUGUUGCAUUCUUCUCAUGGGUGUAUUUAUUCCUGCACCGAUGACUGCUACUUGAAUUGUCAGAGCUUUAUAAUAAAUCUUAAUAUCAGGUAGGGUGUUCCAUUUUAUUUUCUUCACCUGGAGUGCUUUGGGCAUUCUUGGCUUUUAGCUAUUUCACUUAGGUUUUAGAGUCAACUUCAUAUUUCUCAAACAGCAGUUGGGAAUAUGGUUGUGAUUACUUUGAAUCUAUAUAUAAAUUUGGAUAGAAUGAAUAUCUCUAUGAUCUUAAAUAAUUCAAUUUGUGAACCUGUUGAAUUUUCCCUAUUUAUUCAGGGUAGGGUUAGUGUCCCUUAGAAAAACUUUUAUAAUUUUCUCCAUAUAAAUCUAAGAAAAUUUUGUUAUAUUUUUUUCCUAAGAAACUUACAAUUCUUGUUUAUAGUGUAAGUGGUAUCUAUUUUUAAGUUACAUUUUUAAAUUAUUGGUUGCUGUUUAUAGAAAUGGAAUUGAUUUUUGUGUGUUGAUUACAUUAGAUCCAAGCAUUAACUAACUUUUUAUUUCUGAUGAUUUUACUUUGGGUUUUCUGUAUAGACAUUUAUAUUAUUUGAGACUAGAUGACACUUUUGUUUCUUUCUUUGCAAUCUAUAAGCCCUUUAUUUCUUUCCCUUGCCUUAAUGUGCUGACUACAACCUCUAGCACGAUGUAACUAAUAGCAAUGAUAAUAGACACUUAAUUCUGAUUUUAAAGGUAAUGCUUGCAGUAUCUCACCACUAAGAAUUAGGUUUUUAGUUGAUUAAUCAGAGAGGAAGUUCUUUAUAUUCUUACAUCCUCUUAGUUAUUAAUUAUGAAUAAGUGUUGAAUUUUAUUAAGUGACUUUCAGAAUCUAUUGAGAUGUGCAUGUGGCUUUUUUCUUUUACUUUUUAAUCUGGUAAAUGACAUUUGUAUUUUUUCUGAUGAUAAAGAACUCUUGCAUUCCUGGGAUAAUCCUGAAUUGAUCAUGUUAUGUUUUCUUUUUGUAUAAACCACUGGAUUUAGUUUUGUUUAUUUUUGUAUGUUGACUAGUGACCUUGCUAAAUUUACCAAUUAAUUCUAAAUUUUAUCUGUAGAUUCUUUUGUAAACUUUAUCCAUGCAUUCCAUCACAUAGUCGGUGAUUAAUGGGAGUUUUGAUUCUUCUUUUAAUUUUUCUAGCUCUAUGGUACUGUAUAAUGUUUAACCAGUAUGAUGUUACAGUGUUGAAUAGAAGCGGUGAGGGUAGUCACCCUUGUCACCCUUGACUACCCUUUAGAGGGUAGUCACCCUUCUAAAAUGUGGGGAAGGAGGGAAAGCUUUCACUAGUAGAUAUUUUGUAGAUAAGCUUUAUCAAAUUAAUAAAGUUCACUUCUGUUCUAAUUACUUUAAAUUAUGAAUGAGUAUUGAAUAUUAUCAAAAAAUUUUUUUUCUCUAUUUAGAUAACCAUAUGGUACCCCUCCCCAUUAUUUGCUUAAUGUGGAGAAUUUCAAAUGUCAAAAUAACCUUGCCCUCCUGGAAUAAAUCCAGUGGGCGUAAUGUACAAUCUCUUUUUAUAUAUCUCUUGAUUUGUUUUAUUAAUAUUCUAUUUAGAAUUUUUGCAUCAUGUUCAUGAGAGAUUGCUCUGUAAUUUUCCUUUUUUUUCAAUGUCCUUGUCAGGUUUUGGUAACCAAACCUCAUAAAACUAAGUGGGACGUGUUUUCCCUUUUUCUCUUGUCUGGAAUAGUUUGUGUAAAAUUGUUAUUACUUCUUCCUUAAAUGUUUAGAAGAAUUCCAGGUGAAACCAGCUUACCUGGUGUUGUCUUUGUGGAAAGGGUGUAAAUUGCAGGAUUAGUUUUAAAAAUAGAUAUAGGACUAUGCAUAUGGUCUAUUUCUUCUUGUGUUAGUUUUGAUGAAUUCUGUUUUUCAAGGUAUAUGUCCAUUUCAUCUAAAUGUAUUGUCAUCCUCUUAUCUUUUUUAAUGUCUGUGGACCUGGUAAUAGUAAUUUGUGUUUUCUUUAUUUCUUUUUUUGUUUCCUUCUUAGUCUUGCUAAGAGUUAUGGACUUUGCUAGUCUUGUCAGAGAAUCUGUUUUUGAUGUGAUUGAUUAUGUUUGUUUUCUAUUUUGUUGGGUUUUUUCCUUAUCUGUAUUAUAUCCUUCCUACUA
Molecule: messenger RNA, 14004 nt
Organism: Orcinus orca (killer whale)
Lineage: Eukaryota; Metazoa; Chordata; Mammalia; Artiodactyla; Delphinidae
Gene: COG6
Product: component of oligomeric golgi complex 6
Exons: 19
Coding region: 107-2080 (657 amino acids)
Biological process (GO): intra-Golgi vesicle-mediated transport
Cellular component (GO): COG complex
Source: RefSeq, a predicted model, not a curated record